Striga asiatica is the source of this 4284-nucleotide messenger RNA. The record is from the annotation of a GenBank genome assembly. NCBI's taxonomy places the organism in Eukaryota, Viridiplantae, Streptophyta, Magnoliopsida, Lamiales, Orobanchaceae.
GGUAGCGUCAGCCGGACGAUUUUCAACUACCACAGUCGAGGACUAAUCGGUCCAAUUGGCACAAGCAUUCUCAGCGAUAAAAUAACGAACCUUUUCCAGGUACAACCAUCUUCAACACUGUCGGUGGACUGAUCAGCUGAAAACGACACUCUCUCACUUACCUUUUCUCUCUCCAGGACUCCUUGAGGCAACCUCCCCUGUCGUAUUCUUCCCUCACACCUCAAUUCAUUGUUUUCACAUUUAUUUUACAGAAACUAACACUAACAGCUACGCACACGCAUUUAUAUAUGUUGUGUUUUUAGAGAGAGGAGAGAGUAGCCGCAACAGCCAGUGGCCAUCACUUCUAGCUACUCGCUCUACCUUUGCUUCCAUCUAUCUUCAUCUGAUCACCGGCUGGCUUGAUCUUGAUUAGAGGGUAUACAUUUGCCUUUAAUCUUUAUGAACCCUUAUUUGGGCGUGAUUAGUAGAUCUGAUCUGUGAAUUGAACGAAUCAAAGUGAGCUACUUUUGCUGUUCUAACGGAAGAUUGUGGGAAUGAAAUGAUACCUCGCAGAAUUCUCAAAGGCGUAUUUUAGCUGUUCUAGGAUGUUAAAUUCUGAUUGAAGCUUGUAUUUUACUGAUUGUUAAUUCAUUGCUCUUGGGGAAGCUUAGUGAAAAUGGAAUCUGAAGCGGAAACAAAGGGAAAGCCAUUGAAGAACAUUGGUAGCCAAGUGUGUCAGAUCUGUACUGAUAAUGUGGGGUUGACUGUAGAUGGUGAGCCAUUUGUUGCAUGUGACGUCUGCGCGUUUCCAGUUUGCAGACCUUGCUAUGAAUAUGAAAGGAAGGACGGUAAUAAAUCUUGCCCUCAGUGCAAAACCAGAUACAAGAGAUAUAAAGGAAGUCCUGCAAUUCUUGGUGAUGGAGAAGAGGCUGGUGUUGCUGAUGAUGGACCUGAUGAUCACCAUUACUCUGAAAAUCAGGCUGACAAGCAGAAGAUUUCAGAGGGCAUGUUGAGCUGGCACAUGAAUUAUGGACGGGGAGAAGGUUCCUUACCAAAGUAUGAUAAAGAGGUCUCCCACAACCACAUUCCUCUGCUUACCAAUGGAACAGAUGUGUCUGGAGAACUAUCUGCUGCAUCACCUGGACGCCUUUCAAUGGCAUCUCCUCCUCAUGGUGGUGGUGGAAAACGUAAACUUCUGUCCCUUACUAGUGAUUACAUCAAUCAUAAUAUUUUCUCGUCUAGGAUUGUGGAUCCAGUAAGGGAGUUUGGAUCCCAAGGCUUAGGCAACGUUGCCUGGAAAGAAAGAGUUGAUGGCUGGAAGAUGAAGCAGGAAAAGCCUGCUGCGCCAAUGACUGCGAGCCAUCCUCCUUCUGAAAGAGGAGUUGGAGAUAUCGAUGCAAGCACAGAUAUUCUUGUGGAUGAUUCUCUACUGAACGAUGAGGCUCGACAGCCACUAUCAAGGAAGGUUUCAAUUCCAUCAUCAAGGAUAAACCCUUACAGGAUGGUCAUUGUCUUGCGGUUGGUGAUUAUCUGCAUUUUCUUGCACUAUCGAAUAACAAAUCCUGUAUCCAAUGCGUAUGCUUUGUGGUUAAUUUCUGUGAUCUGUGAGAUAUGGUUUGCCAUAUCCUGGAUUCUGGAUCAAUUUCCGAAAUGGCUCCCCGUGAACCGCGAAACAUAUCUCGACAGGCUUGCUCUUAGGUAUGAUCGCGAAGGAGAACCAUCACAAUUAGCAGCUGUUGACAUAUUUGUCAGUACAGUCGAUCCCCUAAAGGAGCCUCCACUUGUUACAGCUAAUACUGUUCUGUCCAUUCUUGCGGUGGACUAUCCAGUGGACAAGGUGUCAUGCUAUGUUUCUGAUGAUGGUGCUGCCAUGUUGACAUUUGAAGCCCUGUCAGAAACAUCUGAAUUUGCAAGGAAGUGGGUUCCGUUCUGUAAAAAGUAUAAUAUUGAGCCACGGGCUCCAGAAUGGUACUUUGCUCAGAAGAUUGACUACUUGAAAGAUAAAGUUCAGCCAUCCUUCGUAAAGGACCGUAGGGCUAUGAAGCGCGAAUAUGAAGAGUUCAAAAUUCGUAUCAAUGGACUUGUUGCCAAAGCUCAAAAAGUUCCUGAAGAAGGUUGGAUCAUGCAAGAUGGUACACCAUGGCCUGGAAACAAUACUAGAGAUCAUCCAGGAAUGAUCCAGGUUUUCCUGGGCCAAAGUGGAGGUCUUGACAGCGAGGGUAAUGAGCUGCCUAGGUUGGUAUAUGUUUCUCGUGAGAAGCGCCCGGGGUUUCAGCAUCACAAGAAAGCUGGUGCUAUGAAUGCUCUUGUUCGUGUGUCAGCAGUUCUUACCAAUGGACCUUUCUUGUUGAAUCUUGAUUGUGAUCACUACAUUAACAACAGCAAGGCCUUGCGUGAAGCAAUGUGCUUUUUGAUGGACCCAAAUCUCGGAAAAUAUGUUUGCUAUGUGCAGUUUCCUCAGAGAUUUGAUGGUAUUGAUAAGAGUGAUCGAUAUGCCAACCGCAACACUGUCUUCUUUGAUAUUAACUUGAGAGGCUUAGAUGGCAUUCAAGGCCCCGUGUAUGUGGGCACUGGAUGUGUCUUCAACAGAACUGCUUUGUAUGGAUAUGAGCCUCCUCACAAACCUAAGCAUAGGAAGCCUGGAUUUCUCUCAUCCUGCUUUGGUCGAUCAAGUAAGAAAAGCUCUAAAUCAAGUAAGAAGGGGUCAGAUAAAAAGAAAUCUAGCAAGCAUGUCGACCCCACUGUUCCCAUCUUCAGCCUGGAGGAUAUAGAAGAGGGUGUUGAAGCAUUUCGGUGUGGCCAUCUAUUUGUUUCUUCUCCUUACGUUUUUGAUGCUAUUCUUUUGGUAAUCGAGUCAGGUGCUGGAUUUGAUGACGAGAAGUCAUUGCUCAUGUCUCAAAUGAGCCUCGAAAAAAGAUUCGGCCAAUCUGCCGUUUUUGUUGCAUCCACAUUGAUGGAGAACGGUGGUGUCCCUCAGUCAGCGACGCCAGAAACUCUUCUCAAAGAGGCCAUUCACGUUAUUAGUUGCGGGUAUGAAGACAAGAGUGAGUGGGGAAGUGAGAUAGGAUGGAUUUACGGUUCUGUAACCGAAGAUAUUCUGACGGGGUUCAAGAUGCACGCGCGCGGGUGGCGCUCAAUUUACUGCAUGCCUCCAAGGCCGGCCUUCAAAGGAUCAGCUCCGAUCAACCUUUCAGACCGUCUGAACCAAGUACUCCGGUGGGCCCUUGGAUCAGUAGAAAUCCUUUUCAGCAGGCAUUGCCCAAUAUGGUACGGUUAUAACGGGAGGCUAAAAUGGCUGGAGAGAUUCGCGUACGUGAACACCACUAUAUACCCAGUCACCGCCAUCCCUCUCCUCCUCUACUGCACGCUGCCAGCCGUUUGCUUGCUCACGGGAAAGUUCAUCAUUCCACAGAUCAGCAACGUGGCCAGCAUAUGGUUCCUGUCCCUUUUCCUAUCGAUAUUCGCGACGGGCAUCCUGGAGAUGCGGUGGAGUGGGGUGGGAAUCGACGAGUGGUGGAGGAACGAGCAGUUUUGGGUCAUAGGUGGGGUCUCGGCUCACCUGUUUGCCGUUUUCCAGGGGCUACUCAAAGUAUUGGCCGGAAUCGACACCAACUUCACUGUGACUUCCAAGGCGUCUGACGAGGACGGGGACUUUGCCGAGCUGUACAUGUUCAAGUGGACGACGCUACUCAUCCCACCGACCACUCUUCUCAUUGUUAACAUCGUGGGGGUGGUGGCGGGAGUAUCGUACGCCAUCAAUAGUGGGUACCAGUCGUGGGGCCCACUCUUUGGGAAGCUCUUCUUUGCGUUUUGGGUCAUUGUUCAUCUCUAUCCUUUCCUUAAGGGGUUGAUGGGCCGCCAGAACCGAACGCCCACUAUUGUCGUCGUCUGGUCCAUCCUGCUUGCCUCCAUCUUCUCCCUGCUUUGGGUACGGGUCGACCCGUUCACGACUCGGGUCACGGGGCCCGAUGUCCAGCAGUGCGGCAUCAACUGCUGAUGUGAUGUGAUGUGGUGUGAUGUGAUGGACUUUCUUCUUUGUCCAUAAAUCAUAUGUGUUGUGUUGUGUUGGUGGGAAGGGAAGAAUUUGAUGUUGUUUUGUUUGAUGUCUAUCUAUAAAUUAACUCUUGCUGCCAGCAUUAAAUGUGUUAUUUUGUUAGUUCGUAUUGUUUAUAUCUGAUGCUAGUCGAGAUGAUUUAAGAUGAAGGUGACCAAAAGUAUCCAACAAAAUUGUUGCCAUAGAGAUUUGCAGUAACGAAUAUCAAAGAUUGAUGCAAAGCUACUUUACUUCUCAAAUGUGUUAUUUUC